AUGGACAAGAAACAAUCCACCUCUACAUUGACUAGUAUCCUUGCGGGAGGACUAGCAGGAGCUAGUGAGACUGUAGUCACUUACCCUGCUGAAUUCGUCAAAACCCGCCGUCAACUCGAAGUCUCCCGCCUAGGACUAAAAACACCAUCCUCACUUUCCAUCCUCCGGUCUACAAUCACAAACCAUGGCAUCAGCAAUAUCUACGCCGGUUGUCAAACCCUCGCUGCCUCCAAUGCCAUAAAAUCCGGUGUACGGUUUUUCUCCUUCGAGACUUCAAAACGAUACUUGGCUCGUCUAUCCAACGGCACCAAUACCACAAUAGUAAACGUCACAUCUGGGCUCUGUGCAGGAGUAACAGAAAGCGUCUUGGUCGUAACACCAGGAGAAAGUCUCAAGACCAGAGUAAUCCACGAUGCAUCUUCAGGAGGAAAUCUCGGUAAACAGUCUUUACCAAGGAUUGUUUCAGAGGUAGUGAGGAGGGAAGGAGUGUUGAGUUUGUGGAAAGGAUUGACGCCUGUACUUUGUAAACAAGCUACAAAUUCGGCAGUGAGGUUCGCGACGUUCAAUGCUAUUAGAGAUAGAUUGAGGGCUGCUUGGCCGGAGAAGAUGGCAGGGACGACGGCGACGUUGAUGGCAGGGGCUGGAAGUGGUGUGUUGACUGUGUAUGCGAGCAUGCCUUUCGACAAUAUCAAGACGAGGAUGCAGAGUAUAGGCAACAAGAACACUCGCAUGACGAGUUGCGCUAUUCACAUGGCAAAGACGGAAGGUGUGAGGGUGUUUUGGAGAGCCACGACUCCUCGAUUGGUCAGACUUACGCUGUCAAGCAGUAUCACCUUCAUGGUGUACGACUAUGCAGUGGGUAUUAUGAACAGAUUGACGGCGGAUAGGAACCAGUUGCAUGUUUCGAGUUCGAAGAUCAAGCUAUGA
Aureobasidium melanogenum CBS 110374 is the source of this 927-nucleotide messenger RNA. RefSeq names its product citrate transport protein. Gene Ontology annotation, biological process: mitochondrial citrate transmembrane transport. The transcript has 3 exons. The record is from RefSeq and is a predicted model, not a curated record. NCBI's taxonomy places the organism in Eukaryota, Fungi, Ascomycota, Dothideomycetes, Dothideales, Saccotheciaceae. Bases 1 to 927 code for a protein of 308 amino acids.